AUGAUUACCAAGAAAGAUAGGCAAAACACCAUGAUGCAAUUACAGCAAACGUCGGACCCUGCGCCGGAAACCUACCUCGACCGCGCUGCAGCCAAGCGCGCCCACCAACUCGCCCAGAUCCCCGCCGAAUGGCGCCUCGCCUCGAUCCCCUCUGUAUCCUCGGCCCCCUCGGCCCUGGCUUACAUCCGCUCACACGGCCUUCUAACGACCGAGGAGCUACACAUCACAGAGACCUGCGAUGCUGCCGUGCUGCUGCACAAGCUGGCGCGCGGGGAGCUAUCAUCCCUACAAGUCGUGCGGGCCUUUGCCAAGCGCGCUGCCAUCGCCCACCAACUCACGAUAUGUUGCACUGAAAUCCUCUUCGACGAAGCCUUUGCCGAAGCUCAGAGGUUGGAUGAUGUGCUGGCACGCACAGGAAAGACUGUUGGUCCGCUGCACGGACUGCCCGUCAGCAUUAAGGACUGUCUCGACAUCAAGGGCAAGGACUCGACCGUCGGCUGGGUCGGGCUCGUCGACAAGCCGGCCGCCAGGGACUCCAACACAGCGCAAGUGCUGCGAAGACUGGGUGCCGUCUUUUACGUCAAGACCAACGUGCCGCAGUCCAUGAUGAUGUCCGACUCAUACAACCACGUUUGGGGCCAGUGUGUCGGCGCCCUCAACCGGAACCUCAUCUCCGGAGGUAGCAGCGGCGGCGAGUCGUCACUCAUCUCGGCGCGCGGCAGCAUCCUCGGCGUCGGCACGGACAUUGGCGGGUCCAUUAGAAUCCCAGCGGCGCUGACGGGCUUGUACGGACUCUCUCCGACUCUGUCGAGGCACACAUACGAGCGCGGAGGCCCCCGCCAACACAUCGUCCGUCCCGUCGCAGGUCCUCUUGCAAGCACCCUUUCCGGCAUCGAGACUUACAUGAAGGCCUUCCAAGAGGGCGAACCGUGGAAGGUCGACUCCCAGGUCGCACCUAUUCCUUGGCGUUCAGAAUGCUGCGUGAUCCCGUCGACCAAGAGGCUGCGUAUCGGCUACAUCAUUGACGACGGUGUCGUGAAGACGCAGCCGCCAGUAGAGCGCGCCAUGCAGGAGACAAUUGCUGCGCUGAAAGCUGCCGGUCACGAAGUGAUCGAAUGGGAUGCCUCAUCCCACGCACGUGCGUACGACCUUUGGGAGAAAGCCAUUCUCUCAGACGGCGGACUAGCGUGCAAGAAACUAUGCGACAUGUCAGGCGAGCCAUUAAUCGAAGGCAUGCUUGUGGGAAAGCCAGAGAACCUGUUGACGACGGCGCAGACUCAUGAGCUGCUCGCCGACAGGUACGAAUAUGAGACGGAAUACCUGCGCCGCUGGCAAGAAGCCGAGAUGGACGCAUUGAUCAUGCCCGUUGUUCCCUGGGUUGGCUACAAGCCGUGGACGUGGGUCAAAUCGAGCCAGUACGUCGGAUAUACAAGUAUUUGGAACCUCGUGGACUGGGCGGCGCUGGCUCUUCCCGUGACAACAGCCUCAAGAGAAAAAGAUGGCGACGGAACGGCGGGAUGGAAGGCGCAUCAACCAAGGAACAAGGCGGACGAGUUCAACAAGUCGCAGUGUGAGCAUGUCCCACCAAACGCCGACUAUGCGUGA
Molecule: messenger RNA, 1605 nt
Organism: Verticillium alfalfae VaMs.102
Lineage: Eukaryota; Fungi; Ascomycota; Sordariomycetes; Glomerellales; Plectosphaerellaceae
Product: acetamidase
Exons: 5
Coding region: 1-1605 (534 amino acids)
Source: RefSeq, a predicted model, not a curated record